Podarcis lilfordi (Lilford's wall lizard) is the source of this 31113-nucleotide messenger RNA. The record is from the annotation of a GenBank genome assembly. NCBI's taxonomy places the organism in Eukaryota, Metazoa, Chordata, Lepidosauria, Squamata, Lacertidae.
AAGAGAGAGAAGCAGGAGGGAGAGCAAGCCGCGCGCGCGGGCAGAUCAUGCCGGCGCUAGGACCACCUCGGCGGGCUCGGCGCGGGCUCCGAUAAAGGGCUCGCGGCGGCGUUUGACGUCACGGGGAGUUAAUUUUAAACCUGGACAAGAUGGCGGAAGGGGACGCGGCUCGGUUCGGGCAGCGAGUAGCGCUGCCCCGGCUACAGCCGGACUUGGCAGGUAAACCGGGCGCCUGCCUGGGGUCUGGAAGGCGCGGCGACGAGAGAGGGAAGAGCGCGGAGCCUCGCCGCUCUGGGCGGGGGGCCGGGGCCUAGGGCUUCCCCGCUGCCUCCCCGUCCCCCGGUCUCUCUCUCUCUCUCGCUCCCGUAACGGCUGCGGGCGGGACUGGCUUCCCUCACAGGGGCGCAGCGUGGCGGGAGGACGAGCCGAGAGGCGUGGGGGGGGGGAGAACAGAGCGCGACGGGAGCGGUCCCUCGGCCUUUCCCCGCUCUCCGGCUCCGGCCAGGCCGCGGCAUCGUCUGUGCUGGUCUGGGGGAAGCGGGGUGGGUGCCGUAAGGCCUCCUGCUCCUCGGGGGAGGUCGGUGGGUGGUUGGGCAGCCGCCUUGCCCCCAGGAGGGCGUUGGCAUCUGCUGGCGGGGCUGAGGAAGGGGAGUCCGUGGGUCUAUUAGGCGGGCCAGGGAGGAGGCGGGUGACACAGCGUGGCUGGUGCGUGGAGGGGAAAGAGCUGUAGGAUCUCUCGUGGAUUAGGAAUCGCUACGACAGGCCCGACUCUUCUCCCCCACCCCCUUAGAGAAGAGAGAAUGUGUGUGUGUCUGUGUCUUAAGACACACACACACACACACACACACACACACACACACACACACACACACACACAGAGCAAUGCCUCGGAGGCAUGUUGUGUUGCAAGCUCUGGCGGGUGUACAGAGCCGGGUGGAAAGAGCCAGUGCCCCACGUGGUAGAGGCUAGCUGGUCUGCGGGGCAUGGGAGUUUGUGACCUCCUUCCCGAAUGCUUCUGGAGCAAAGUGGAGAAUUUGCUCAUAAGAAGGUGUCUUAUACCAAGUCAAGCCCCUGAACCUUUUAGCUCCGUGUUGUCUUCACCAGACUUCAGGUUUUUGUGGAGCUGCUGCUGCUGCUGCUUCUUUACUGGACUCCUGAGAUCCACCAUAUGGAGCCAAGGACAAAAUAGCGGGGGUGGUGGGGUCAGCCUGCUCCCAGAGUUAAUGAGCAUACUUGAUUCAUGCUCAGUCCAGGGAUUUGUUUUCAGAACUAGAACUGAGCUCACAGUUCAGAUGCACAAAUAUUUGCUCUUGGUUUUCCUCCCAAGCUUUAUUCAGCUUGGCUGCCUGAUUUAGAGAAGGAGAGAAUAUAAACAACCAGGAGCUGGAAUUCUUGCUGAUAUCCUGUUAUUCACUUCAGUUUAUAUUCUGCCCACUUCUGGUCUACACUUACUGGCAGCUAUGCUCCAGAGCAUAAGACUCCCAAAACAUGAGUCUCUCUCAGCUCUACCUGGAAAUGUCAGGCUUGAAUCUUGCAGGUUCUACAUUCAGAACAUAUGCUCAGCUAUUAUCUGUGCCCCUCCUUCAUGACUUCAAGGUUGAAUAAAUGAAUAGUUUGGUUAUGUGGAUCACAUAACUCAGUCUUUUGAGGUAUGAUGUUAGACUUUUUUCAGUGUCUACUUCAGUGAUAUGGGGAAAUGUGUAGAUCACAACAUUGUUAGACUGUAGAGCUAAGGUAUAUCAAAUGUUAAGUUCUAUAUGCAAAAUAUGGCAUACUGGAGAUUUUCAGUUGCUAGUGUUAGGAGGAAAGGUACUGUAGCUGAGCUUCACAGGUGUAAAGUACUAACUUCAUGACUGUGAAUGGGGAGAUCUGUUUCUGGCUGGUGCUUGGGAGCUGUGAUUGGUAGUUUUGGAUGCAGUGUUGCAUGGAGAAAUGUCUGAUUGCAAUGUUCACAGCUUGUAUACUGUGACCUACUUCUUAACAAAAGUACCGUAAUUUCUCUUCUUUCACUCCUGCUUUUGCUACCAUGGAAAAGAAUCUCAGUUAUGCUGUUGUAUACAGCUAGUUCAUGCAACUUGCCCAAACUAGCAUUUUCAUGUCUUUGGUGCAUCUGAAAAGUUGUGUGGGGCAGGGGGAGAAAUAUGAAAUCAAACUGAUAACCAGAGACCUUAUUUUCCCCUCUAAUGUGGUCCAAAUUGGCAAAUGCCCAAGAAGUCUUGCUUUUGUGUACAUCAUGUGAUAAACUUGUAUGCAGGUUUGUUGCCAAACCACUAGGGGGAUUUGCUUGUAUAAUGCUUGUUCCACUUCUUUCCAUAAAUAAACCUGGCAAAUGAUAGUGCUUUGACACCAUUAUGUGUGUAACUUAGAAAUGUUUAAAUAAAGUCUAUCUUCAGGGGAAAUUCUGUUCUGUUAGAAAGCUAAUGGAAACAAAUCUGUUAAAUAAUUGGUGGCAUCUAUAGUAGCUGGCUUAUUUUAACACUUAAAGCUAAGCAUGAAACUGAAUUAAUCAACCCCUUUUCUGGAAAAGUUUUUUUUCUUACAAACUUUUCUAAAAGUGUGUGCAGUUUACCCAAAAUAAAGCCUUUGGAAAUCUUAGUGUAUGAACAUAUUCAGAGCUACAGGUAUGUGUAUACAUUCUGUAACAAGUGCCACACAGGUAAAAAAGCAAAUUCAAGGGCUUGGAAGGGUAAGUAAGGUGUGACUGUAGACUUAUGGAGAGCUUACAUGAGUAAGCAUCUCUGGAGCGCAGUAGAAAUGCUUCUGAAUAAAUUGAAUUCCACACUUGAGGCCGGGAAUCUGUUUGGCAAUCACAUCGUGGAAGGGCAUGAAGUGAAACCUCUUCCAAUGGCAAAGUUUUCUGGCACAUGCAAAAUGAGGGGGCCGUUGUCACUUGGCUGGUUCAGUACUUUAGAGGCAUGUGGAAGUGGUGAGAAGUGUAUGCAGCUUUAAAGUUUCAAAUGUAAAGCUAACCCUUUAUUUCCUCCUGCUUCUUCUGCAUGUGCCAGAUGACACUGAAUGGAGGUUUAUUGCAAAAUUUAGUGAAAACAUGUUGGUUCCCUGGUAAAACAUGUAUAGGCACAUACUGUACUACAUAUUUGUUCAUCUUGGGUACCUAGCAUUCUAACACCUUAUCCCAACAUACUAGUGUUGUCACCAGGCAAAAUGUCUAGUGUUGUAUACCUCUAGCAAUCUUGCUUAAAGUUGCUGGAUGGGUUCAUCAUGUCACAAUUAAAGUUGCUGGAUGGGUUCAUCAUGUCAUGGUUUAUGGGUUCAUCAUGUCACAAUUAAUAGCGAAAAUGUUUUGAGAUAGAAUUUUAAACUAACUUUUGUGCCCAUUAGUUUCUAUUAAAUUUAAUUUUAAACUAGUUCCUAAGUGGUAUAUCUGCACUACAGUUGUGACUUCCUGUAACACCCAUACACUUAAAGUUCUAACCUUCAUUUGUGAGCAUAUCACCUAGUUUUUAAUUAAAAAUGAAACAAAAACUUAUUCCUUGUUUACAGCAGUAAAAAGCAUCAAACUUGCUUUCUAAAGCUGCUGCUUGAAGCCAUUCAGAGUUAUUUGGGUGGCUUGUUAAAGGGUUCUUCUGGAAUGAAGGGCAUCAGAAAUCUUGCAUUCACAGUGCUUGUAAUUGAGCUAUACGGGUUGGGGUCUUACACAAGAUGUGAAUGCGUUUACUUCUCUCUAAUGACGUAAUCUCAAGUGUUGGCAAACUAACAACUUCUGAUGAGGGUGUACCAGCAGGUGUCAGCUGUGUGUUACAGAACCCUUGCAUGAGGGGUACAAAUGUCGGUUAACUCUUCACUGCUAAACUUUUAGCUGUAACUCUUUGCUACCAUGUACUGGGAGACUUGUAAAUUCUCUUUUCUCUCCCCUCCCCAUAUAGGGCAGGAGUCACCUAAUAAACCCUAUCAGCGAAAGCCCUGCGCAAGGGCUUCUGCUUGCGCAGCAGGACUUUCCCAGCCCACUGUCCCCCCAAAUUGGCUCUAGGUUGGUUGGGAGAGCCCCCCACAACUGAGGGAGAGGAGGCUCAUUCUACCUGGCAAACUGAUAAGCUUGUGCAGGUGGAACAUUUUUAUAGCAUGACUUGAAUUCUACUCAUUAACUUGUUUACAGAUACAUCUUCUAGCAAUGGGAAUAGUAAUUGACAGAUAAUCCAGUUGCUUGUCUGGUUCAUAUAUAACUCUAAAGUCAGGCUUCUCCAGUCUGGUGUCUAUCAGAUGUCUUGCAUCAGCCCCAGCCGACGUGGCUGAUGAUCAGGGAUGAUGGAAGUUGUGGUCCAAAGCAUCUAGAUUCUGGAGGGCAUCACAUUAGAUAUCACUGGUUUAGUGUUAUAUGAGGUGUUGGGAACCUUAGGCACAGGAGCCAAAUACAGCCCUCCAGGCCUCUCUAUCUGGCCUUUCAUUAUGCCUUCAGGUGCUUUUGUGUGACUUGACUGUGCCUUUGAAUUAUAAUGCUGGAUGGAGAGACAUGUAGAAACCUGACGUUUGUGUGAAGGGAAUAUAACAAGCAGGGAUAGGGAAUCUCUGAUUGUGUGGAUGUUGUUGGACUUCACCUUGUGGCAUGGCCAGUGGUCACGGAUUGUGGGUGCUGUAGUCCAGCAGCAUCUAGAACAGCUCCAGCCAGCAGGGAUAAUGGGAGUUGUAUUUCAAAACAUCUGGAAUGCACCAUGUUGGCUAUUCCUGAUCUAGAGUUCCUUAUCCUAGUGCAAAGAAAAAAGGCACAUCAGUUGCUGUACUCACUUGUCCUGGUCCUGCCCACUGCUUGUCUGUAGCCCUUGGAAGGUUGCCCCAAAGAAAGCACGACAAUUGGGCUGAGAAAGGCUUCCCAUCUCAGUGCUACAUGGACAAGCUUCAGUAAACUCCAUGUCAAGCAUACACAUGUGCACACAUACACACCUCCUCUAAUGCAGCCAGGAUGAGGACUACUUUUCAGAGGUACAUUCAGUCUCAAAAAAAAACUUGGCUUAGCAUUGCAUGUGAAUCAACAAUCCUGGUUUUAAACAAUCAGUAGUUGCUAAAUGAGCAAACAUCGAAACAUGGGUUAUGAAGCUGUCUUGUUUACCUAACCAUUGCUUUAAAGCAAGAUUCUUGCUUUGCAUAUAAUUCUAAACUGAGAUUCUUUGAAAUUAAAAGUAAAUCUCAGCAGGGAAAAGAUGGAGCAUAUUAGUUUCGACAUUUCACUUGAUCCCGCUGAAUCUGCUAAACUAUGAUUUAGUGCUUUUGUCAGUAGGAAAGCUAAUCAUAGUUUAGGUUACAGUCUGGUUUUGGAUGAGGCUGCACUACCCUUGAAGUCUGGGAAUGCACCUGGACUCAGCCUUUCUCUUUGAUGGCUAUGGACACACUAGUGCUACUAGUGUUACUUUACCACUGAUCUCUGGAUAACCAGUUUUCAUGCUGAUCUUAAUAGCAUGAGAGGCAAAAUAGAACCUGAAGACACUUCAUAUGACAGUGGCCAUCUUCAGUCCCAGCACCACUCACCUCAUCACUCCUUCCCAACUAGGACAGUCACAAAGUCAUGCCCCUACCCUAUCCUAUCCUGGCCAGGCUAUCCAGAAUAAUGCCACAGGCAACAUUAACAGCCAUUGAGAGGUCCAGCAGAACCAGCAGUUACUGGUGUAGGUAAUCUACCAGAGAUUCAGGGAAUAGGCUCUCUUUAUACCCAGUCACCAGUACAGGCAACAACUGUUUUGCACGGGGAGUGCGUUCCUGUCCCCCGUGCACUUUGCCAGAGCACAUGUAAGCCCACAAUGCCUCCUUUUCCAGUCACUUCCCGUUGCGGCGAUGGGAGCAUGCAUUCUUUUAAUGCAUGCAAAACGGGAGUUGCCUGUACAGACAAAUUCAUGGUGCUGCUGUGAUGGCCAGGUUCUACUAACACUGUUGGAGACAAUAUGCAUCUGAAUACCAGUUGGUGGAAAGAGUGCCAUUUGGAAAGAGUGCCAGUUGGUGGAAAGAGUGGAGAGAGUGCCGUUUUACCUGAGCCCUGAUUGUGGUCUUUCUUUAGGCUUUUGAAUGGCCACUGUGAGAACAGGAUGCUGGACUAGAUGGACCUCUGGCCUGAUGCAGCAGGGGUCUUCUUUUCCACCCAUUCCUUUUUAAAAAAAUGUUUUCCAUUAAUUUUUAUUAAAUUAUAUGCAAGCAACAUGUAACAAAACGCUAUAAAUUUUCUUUAUGAACAAUACAUAUAUAAGCAAUUCUGUUUAAAAUGCCCCGGCUGUCAAUCACCAUACAUAUAUACAUCAAUAUGUCAAUUAGUUACAGAUUAUUUCAGAAUUGUCUAAUAGUUUUAUUUAUAAAUAAAAAUCAAUAAAUGAAAUGAGAAUCUGAUUAAGCCUUACUUAAUGCUCCAGCAGAGCUCUUCUUAUGUGCAGCAACCUAUAGAUAAGUCUGGUUUUAGAUCUACUGCUUGGUAUACAGCAGGGAGUGCCUUAUUUCUGCUUAGCUUGGUGUGUCUGCUGUACCUUUUUUCUGGGAAUGAUAGAUGUAGCCCAGGCAUCCCCAAACUCGGCCCUCCAGCUGUUUUGGGACUAUCAUUCCCAUCAUCCCUGACCACUGGUCCUGUUCACUAGGGAUGAUGGGAGUUGUAGUCCCAAAACAGCUGGAGGGCCGAGUUUGGGGAUGCCUGAUAUAGCCAUUGGGUGAAACUGGGUUGCAUUAAUAUAAAAUUACUACGAUGCAAGAUAUGUGUCCCUGCCUUUGCCCAGAAUUUAAUUAUACAAAAUGCAGUGACAGGGCUCCUGACAUUAAGGAGCUGUACAUGUUGUCAUUAUGCUUCCAGGCCUAUUUCAAAGUACUGGUACCUGCCUUUAAGCCUUUCUUGCAUAGAUCACCUGCUCCCUCCAGCAUAAUACAUCACAUGGGAGGAUCAAGAUCCUAGGGCAUUUGCUGAAGUGUCACUGCUGUCCUAUAAUUUCCUACCCAGCGUAGUCUGAUAGAGUGUCAGCUUGGCAAUCUUUUGAACUCCUCAGGUGAGCUUUUGGGGCUUUGGCUUACUGAGCUGCUGAAGUGUUUUUAAAAGGCUGACUAAUGCUGUUGUGUCACAUAUGAAGGAUGUUUAUUGUGCUAUUGUCAGAAACCUAUUAUAAGCUAGUUUGGGUACCAUUUUGAAUUUGGUGUGCAUUCCUGCCAUUUAGGCAUGUUUCUAGUGUCUGAUAAUAAACACGGGAAGACAACACUUUGAAAAACAAGUUAGGGUCAGUUCACUAGGUCAGCAAACUAGAAAUGCCAUGCAAGUACAGCAGCUAGAGUAGUGAUUGCUGCUAAAUGGAAGUCAAAAACUGUACCCUCAAGGGAGGAAUGGAUUUGUAAAUUAAAUGAAUACUUAGCUUUGGGAAAAUUAACAGCUAUUAUAAGAAAUCAGUCGAAUCAAAAAUUAAAAAAGGAGUGGAAAUGUUUUGAUGAAUAUAUGGGAAAAUAUUGAUCAAAAAAUAUGCUAAUAUGCCUAGAUUAAAAUGUAAAGUAUCUGAGGGAAGGUAAAUUAGUAAGGAAGGAUAAUAAGAAUACAUAGAAGAUUUGAGAAGAUUGUAGAAUGCAAAGAUAAAUGUAAUCUCAGAAUGUAGAGGAAAUCGAGUGGGGGCGGAGGGAAGGACAAAAAAAAUUACAUUUGAUUGAUGAUUUAAAUGAUAAAUAUAUGUGGGGACGGGGACGAUGUGGGGAUGGCUUUGGUAUAUUUGCAUUGUGAUGUAAUAUAGCAAAAACCAAUAAAAAAUGAAGAAAUGCCAUGCAUUCUAUCUACUUGUGUUCACCACUGCUUCCAAUAAGCUUUCCAGAAAGAGGAAAAAUGGCAAGAACUGGCAUUUGUUUUUGAAGCUUUAGGAUACAGCACCAUUUCCAUAAAGAUUUAUACACAUGCUGGGUUUGGGUAAUGUAAUUACCGUAUUUUUUGCUCUAUAAGACUCACUUUUUCCCUCCUAAAAAGUAAGGGGAAAUGUGUGUGCGUCUUAUGGAACGAAUGCAGGCUGCGCAGCUAUCCCAGAAGCCAGAACAGGAAGAGGGAUUGCAGCUUUCACUGCGCAGCGAUCCCUCUUGCUGUUCUGGCUUCUGAGAUUCAGAAUAUUUUUUUUCUUGUUUUCCUCCUCCAAAAACUAGGUGCGUCUUGUGGUCUGGUGCGUCUUAUAGAGCAAAAAAUACGGUACACAGCAACAUAAUACUUCCAGUUGUCCAAUCAUUGGGAUAUUUGAGAAAUCUUGAGCCUAAACUUUGAAUAUUCCAUACCAGAGGCUACAAAUUGGAAGGGAUACAUUAAAUUAUUUCCAGACUUAUUUUUAAAAAGCUACUAAAAAUGCCAAAAUACUUAAAUAGUCACAACUGUUUAAAUACUACUGCCCAUCAUCAGCCAACCAACUUGUAUGUUCAAGGGGUGCAGUAAUCAGACCUGACCAGGUUCUGUUUGUUUGUUUGCUUGCUUGACCCAAAUUGCAGGCUUAUGCAUUUUGGUGAUAAUAAAUAAGCUUGAUAGUACAAUGUGUUCUUACUUAAAGAUGUAAAGAGACUUAUGUUGGUCAUACAACAUACUGAGUUCCAUAUGCUGUGACCUGUAGUAGUAGAUCAAGUCCAUGCUCUUGUUUUUCAGCUGCUAUGAAAAGCUGGUCUGUAACUGUCAAUUGAUCCUUGUUAUAUAAGCCAGACAUUUUCUGAGGAAACAUUAGCUAGGGCAUUCUUGCUAUAGUAACAUAUGAACUUUUGAUCUUGGCUGUAAUAUCUAAUCUAGGGAUGACCAACUGAGAGCCUGUAGGCAUGAUGUAGUCCCAAAGCAAUUUAUCUGGCCCCUGGUCAGGGUAACAUUUCCCAUUCUGUAACUUGGGUAUUCUUGAGGUGGGAAAUGUAUAUACAUGUACAUGUAUAACACUUAAAAUAUAUAUUUGCAACUCAACUUUUAUACUGCCAAAGAGCAUAAUCCAGCACCCUUUGUUAUGCAGAGUAGAAGAGUACAAGACCACACAGCUGGAUUCAGUAGAUGAUUAGAAUGAGAUACAGGACUUGUCUGUUGUUGCAUCCAGUAAGGCCAAUUCAUGACAUUUUUUUUUUCACUUUUUAAAAACAAAAGCAGUUUUAAAAUUGGUGUGUUGAUUUCACAGGUUAUGAGUCGCAGUGAUGGACUUGAUGCAAGCAAAGAAAUUUAAACUUAACCCAUACAAGAUAGAGAUGGUAUUGGUCAGUAGAGCUGUCUUGGGCAUAGUUUAAGAGGGUAGCACUUGCUUUGAAAAUGCAGGUUUAGAGUUUGGAUGUGCCCCUGGUUUUAUGCUUAACCAUGGCUGCUUGUGCCAGAUAGCUUUUGCCUAGCUCAAGCUCAUGUUGCAACUGUGCCUGUUCUUGGAAGCUGCAGAACUCGCCAAGAUAACAUGUGGCUUAGUUCCAUCAAGUUAAAGUCAGUUACUAGACCAGAUUAAGUUUUAUUUUUUAACUGAUUGUUCUUUAUCUACUUUCCUCAUAUGGCACAAGCAAAUAUUAUUCAAAUUAAAUGAAACAGCAGCUCCAUACUUUUAACAUUACAAAAUAAAAAUGAUCCAUGUUUAAUGUAAAUAUUACUUUUUCUAUUAUCUGCUGACUAUUUGCAUUCUUUCUCUGAGCACACACACUCUGCUUAAGCACACAUACUCCACAAGUACUACUUGGUGGUGCAAAUUUUAUCGUCUCAGCCUGUGGCUUCUUGUCUAGAGAUCAAAGGGGACUUUUCAGUGGUGGCACCCUUGCUCGAAGGUCCCCCUUUGGAAAUUGUGUUAGUACCCACAUUACUGGCAUUCAGGUACCUGGUGAAAACCUGGUUGUUCAAGACUUUGGUUAUUAGCACCACUGUUAUUUAAUAUUGUUGAGAUUUUGUUUUUAUUGCAUUUUUUUCUGGCAUAUGUGUGUUAAACUAAAACUCUGUCAUUUUAUUGAUUUUUAAAUCUCCCUCCGAGAGAUCCUAGGGUGUUGACUGGGAUACAAAUAGUCUAAUAAAUAAAAUGGCCCCAAUAAUAUGAUUAGAUUGCAUUUAUUAAAUGUGUGUAUUGUUUAACACAGAUAGAUACCUCUAGGCAACUUUCCAUAUGGAUAAAAUGUAUAAUACCAAAAAAUAGCUUUUAAAAUACAAUAACCAACAUUAAUAAACAAUUAUACAACCACUGGCUGAAGAACAAACUCUGAAAUAUUAACUGUUUCCACUGUCACUGCAGAUAUAUGAGCAGUUGAAAUGGAUCUAAUCUAUCCUGUCAAAUGUUCUUUUUUACUGUUAAAUACUAUCAAAAGUGGAGGAAGAAGGGGAUAAUGCCUCCUAGCAAAAGUCAUGAAAUGGUGAAAUAUUUCUGUGUCUUCAACUGUUUCAGAACCAUUUCUGUGACAGUUUUGUCCAACCUGUCUAACUCUGACUGUUAGAUAUAAAGACUCCUGGCUGCUCUGAGAAAGUGUGUAGCAAUGGCAUAUUUAAAUUGGCCAGAAUAUACAGGCUUUUAGGUCAGGGUACCAUCUUACGUAAACAGCACUUCAUCCCACUUGAAUAGCUGAGACUGUGUUCCAAUAUCAUUCUGAUUUGCUGUUAAAUUGUGCUACGUCCUGCUGAAGGUCUCAGGUUGCUUAAAAUGUUUCAUGAUUUGUUCAGUUCUGUCUAAUACGCUGACAGGUCCAGUAACAACUAGAAGUAGCACUUUCUUCUGUUGGUCUAGUACAGUGUUGGGGAGUGACUCAUUUGUGUUUAAGUUGUGGACUAGCGUUUAGAAAAUGGCAGGAGGAGAUGACUGGUUAGCCAGUGGGGUUAUUGUGGGAUGCUGUCUUGGAAGAAUAAUAUUGAGUCUUCAGUAUCCUUGGGCUAAGAAAUGAUUUAUUUUAAAGGUACUAGCAGUGCCAUAUUUCAACUAUUCUGUAAUGUAGAUAUUUUCUAGCAUGCAACUGGCUCCAGGUAGGGGAAAGGGAUCUAGUGUUGCUUUCUUGUUGGACUCUGGCCAAAAAGUAGUAGGAUAAAGAUGAAGAUACUUAAGGUGUGUUUGAAAGUGUGUCAGAAGUGGUUCAUAAUCCAUGCAGCAGGGCUGCUUAAAUUUGGCAACCUGAAAAAUAAUACAGAUCCAAUAAGAGGGAGAUCACUUAUUUGUGCUGCUGAGAAAAUUGGUGGGGAAGAUGCUAAGUGCAUAUAGCUAAGGCUUCUGAUAAUAGCAUAUCUGUCAGGACUGGUCGUUGUCCUCUUCAGAUCACCACACAAACGCUUCUUGUUCUUUUAUAAAACUUUUUAUUGCGUAUUAACAAAACAUUCUUAUAAACGGUUCUUAACUAUUAUUCCUCAGAGUCACUUCUUUCAGAUACCUUCUGAGCUCUGCUUCUCCGUGACCAGCCACCCUCAAAAUGGCGAAGGCGCCUUUCCCUUCGUUUUCCCGCUCUUUUUUCUAACCUCCUGGCUAGAGCUGGCCUGUAUCUCCCCUCCUCCGAAUCUGAGCUAGAACUUAACCCUUGCCUUUCCUGUGAACAGCCGGUCCCUCCCUGUUGUUCCUCUUGCUCCCUUCUAUUAGAUUCAGUGCUCUCCCUCCCCCCUUGGGGAAUGCUUUCUCCCUCUGAGAAACUGGAAACUUCUAACUCUUCCCUGACAAUAUCAGUGUGACCAUUUAAAGAAUUCUAUUGGGAUACCUCUGACAUGUUUAAAAACACUUAUUAUAAGAGUAGCACUCCCUAAGCUAUAGAAACUGUGGUCCUUUCUACUCACUACUUUGAAUUUUUAUUGGUGUUUCAUCUCCAUUGCUAGGAACAUUGUCUAUUGAACUUACUAGCUGUUCUGUUCUGAGACCUGUCACCUGAUCCACAGGGGGUUCCUAAUCAAAGCAGUUUCUAAUCACACUUGUGGAACAACUACUUAGAUUUCUGUUUGUAAGAAAUCUGCAGGGAAGCAGAGUCCAAAAGAUAGUAUGAAUAAUACUUGCACUACUGCGAUAAAAGCUGCAAUUUGGUGACUACUUGUAUGUACCUAGUUAAAGUAAAAACCUGGGUAGAUAAGACAUGGUUUCCUAUUUCAGAUACAUUUUUUGGUUACUUGAAGAGUUUUGUUGCUAAAUUUGGAUCUUUAUUUGAAGGAUUUUUUCAUCUUAUAGAGAUCAAUAAUACAGCACUGGUUAUAAUUGGACCUUAAAAGUGGGACCUUAAAAGUGUUGAUGGAAAUUCUAAAUAUUUUUCUGCAGCCUGAAUGAAUAAUUAUCAGAAGCAGGUCACCCAAAAAUGCCCAUGCUAACAUCAAACUGUUGUUGCCAGAGAAAUGCUGUAUUCAGUUGUAGCUGAGAUCCAUUAAUAGCCAUUGGCACAGAACUACAGGCUGUGGAAUGUAGUGCAUUCCUUGUCGGUUUGUCAGGAAGACAGCCAAUAAAACACAUCUUCCAAGGUAGUGUUCUAAUUGUUUUUCUAAAAAUGUUUCCAUUUAAACAGUUACUGUAUUUUUCGCACCAUAGGACGCACCGGACAAUAGGACGCACUUUGUUUUAGAGGGGGGAGAACAUGAAAAAAAUUUCUCCCCCUCUCUGCCCAUCUGCCCUUCAGCGAAGUGGCAGGAGGCGCUGUGCAGAGAGGGGGAGAACUUUCCCCCUCUUGUUUUCCCGCUCUAAAACAAGGUGCCGUUUAAGGUGCGUUCAGGCGGCUACCUUGGAAGCCUGGAGAGCGAGAGGGGUCGGUGUGCACUGACCCCUCUCGCUCUCCAGGCUUCAGGUUCCUUUCGACCUGCUCUUUGGGGCUGGCGGGGGGAAGCCCACCACCAGCCCCAAAGAGCACAUCAGGGAGCAGCGGAGAGGCUGCUGCCAUAGCCGCGCGUCACCUCUCCAGCCGGGAGAGGGUCGCGGGGGCUGCUUUAGCCCGCGAGCGCUCUCCCGGCUGGAGAGGUGACGCGGGGCUGUAGAGGCUCCUGCCAUAGCCGUGCGUCACCUCUCCAGCCGGGAGAGCGCGCGGGGCUAAAGAAGCACCCCGCAACCCUCUCCCGGCUGGAGAGGUGAUGCGCGGCUAUGGCAGGAGCCUCUGUAGCCGCGCGUCACCUCUCCAGCCAGGAGAGGGUCGCGGGGCUAUGGCGUCUUCGCUCCAUAGGACGCACACACAUUUUCCCUUCAUUUUUGAAGGGAAAAAAGUGCGUCCUAUGGAGCGAAAAAUAUGGUAAAUUUUUCUUGAAAAAUUUGCAUAGUAAUAGCAGAAUUCGGUUUCAUAUUGAAAAUCUAUUGUGCAAGAGAUUACUAGACCCUGAAUCCAUUUCAGCUGACAGCAAAAAAAAGAGACCAUGAUUUGUAUGUGGUGUGUUUUAAGUAACCCCCCCCCAAAAAAAACCACCCCCAAUUUCUUUAAGUGGAGGAAACAGUAUGCAAGCUGCAUGACUAAACCCCUGGCUCAUCGCAGGCAAUCCAAUAUCAGCUGCUGUGGAGUUUGAAAAGUGAAUUCUUCAUGUUUAGUUCAGCAAACCCCCUUGAGUUCCUUAAACACAGAGUGAUGUCCAACUAAGCCACACUCUGCGUAGACAUAUUGAAAUAAAUGGACUUGAGCCCAUUGAUUUCAGUAAGUCUACUUGGAGUAUGAUUAAGGUUGGAUAUCAUUCACCACUAACAUCUACUAAUGCAACAUUCAGAUAAGUGUUGACUUCCUCUUCUGAGAGCUGUCUUGUAUACAAAUGGUCCUAACCAAAUGUGGUGUUUUGCUUUGGCAAACCAGAUUUACCCUUCCCCUCUUCCCUUAAUGCCCACCCAAAAUUUGCUCUAGAACAUUGGGUGACCCUCUGUGGGUGGUGAGGCGUAGAAGACAUGGAAAUCAUAUUGUGUCUGCUGGCAUGACUUUGGAUUUGCUCAAAUACUCUUCUAAUUUUAAUAUGUAAUCUGAAUUGCUUCCUUUGUGGGGUGAAGGUUUGAGUAAACAUUUGGUAUGUGCCCAAAUGAAUGGAAUGGUGCCAUAUCCAACAAUAGUUCAUUGUGGUUCUAUAGAUUGAUUUUAGACAUUUUCUUAACAAAUGCUUUUCUGUAUUUCUCCUUCACAGAAAACUUUAUGCAUGCAUUUCUGUUUAAAUCUGAAGUUUUGGACUUUGUAGGUUAUGCAAGUGUCAACAUGUAUCUUGCACACAAAGUCUUAAUUCAGCACAAUUCAGGAAUUAGGGAAGUCAGUCAGGUUAAAACUGUUUGCUAACUUCAGUUCAGCUGUGCUACAGUGUUGCAGAACCAGAGCAUGCGGACAACCAUUUCUCACUAAUAUUUGGCAUUCCAUCAUUUGAAAAAUAGUACUUUAGAGCCUUCUUGCUCAAAAAUGGCAACUGGACAUUCCAUUUUGGUGCCUGCAACCCUGGUUUAAGGAGCCAUUUGGCGCCUAGUUUAUAUAUCUGAAUUUCUAACACUGGCACUAAUAGCCACUAUGUUUAGAAGCGAACAAGAACCCAGAAAAAAAUUUAGGAAUUUGCACCAUUCAGAAUAAAAUAAUUCCUUUUCUAAAACUGCACAGAGAGAACUUUAAUACAUUCACAGGCACAGUGGGAUAAAACCAGGACACUACGAUGAGUUUUGUCCUUCUACUGUAAGUUGACGCAGGGCUAGAAGGAAGAAGCGUGCUUUCUGAAUGUCCCAUGGUGGGAAGGAGAAAGUUGGCCAUCCAUGAGAGCAGGUUUGUGGUUCUGGCUUUGGACCAGAAGGUUCUGUUGCAUUCCAUUUAGUUCAUUGGUUCUUCAGCUGGUAAAUUGGGUCUCAGUCUGACCCAAGAUGGAGCACAACAGAACUACUACCUUUCAAAUAUAUGGUAAGAAAUUUAAGAAGUGGAUUCCUAAAGGUGUGUUUAGGGUAAAAGUGGGUCCCAGGUCUGAAAAGUUUGAAAGCUACUGAUGUAAUUCAGCUAGACGGAGAACUACUAUAUAGUUUUCUUUAAUAUUGACAAUGAGACUAUCAGGUCUUCUUUAUUGUGGUUUGCUUAGUUUUGGGGCUUAACACAGAAUUAAAAUGCAUGCGAGCUUACUUGGUAAACCAAACUGUAAAGUUGCUUCCCAGGUUGAAAAUAUUUUCUAGACUUGCUGUGGUAAGCGGGAGGGAAAAGGUAAUUUUGCUGAAGGGGCAGCUGUUCUGAGAUGACUUACCAAAUUGUCAUUCCUAGUGAUAAGAAACCUACGUUCCAUUUCACUUAAUGUAUAAAUGAACAGAAUUGUUCUAACAGAAUUUGGAAACAGAAUGUAACUAAUGUUAAAAAAAUUAUUUCCUAGGGGAAAACUUUGUGGACGCAGAAGAGAACGCCCUUUUGGAUACUGAUGAAGAGGUGGUUCCAGAGAAGCCACGCCCAAUACAAAUUGUUCUUGCUCAUGAAGACGAUCAUAACUUUGAACUGGAUGAGUCCGCGUUGGAGAGAAUUUUGCUUCAGGAACACAUAAGAGAUCUCAAUAUAGUAGUUGUUUCUGUAGCUGGUGCAUUCCGUAAAGGCAAAUCUUUUCUCUUGGACUUUAUGCUUAGGUAUAUGUACAACAAGGUGAGUAGCUUAAAGCACACCAGCUUGAAAAUUCAAACUAGUUUGAAUGCAAGUCUGUUUUAUUGAAAACAUUUAUGUCCUACUCUUUAACUGGAAAUGUUAAGGUAUUUGCUUCUUAGGGUUCAUUGUAAUGCAUUCCUAAAUAAAACCUUUAAAACCCCAGUUUGUUCUUAAACUCUUGUGGCUUCGACAGAGUGAUCUGAUAUUGACUUUGGAAGUAAAAGGCAUAAUUAUUUUGGUAUAAAUUAGUUUUUCAGUGGUUUUUCAGAGAAUAACAUACAGAAUAUGGCCUAUGUCCAGUGAUUACCUUGCAAUAGUGGAAAACACAAGCACACCUGCAGGAUUAUUAGCUAAUUUUGUCUGAUCUACUGUAGAUCCCAGGGCCACUGAAAACACUGAAAUAUGGAGGAAAAUGGCAAAAAUCAGCUGCCUUGCCUUCUGUGAGCUGAAACACUUUGCUAUGCUAAGGGAGCAUUGGGUACAAACAUGGGUGACCAAGCAGUGCCUUUAUGAGCAGGGAAGAGCUCAGUGAUAGAGGGACACCAUCUAUCUUGCAUCUCUUGAUGUUCUAGUCUAGGCAGCUCUGCAGCUGAGAGAGUCACGCAGCAGUUCUGGAAAGAACACUAGUACUAACCAUGACCUCUUAGAUUGCUGUGAACUCAGCAAAGACAUGAUGGGAGAGUUGCUUAGGAAUACAUGCUGCUAGGGUAGACUUCUUCAGUGUGGCCGCACUUCUACAGAGAGCUGCUUUGGAAUUCCCUGCAUCUUGUUUAAAAGGGGGGGGGGCGUGUGUGUGUGUGUGUGUGUGUGUGUGUGUGUAUGCAAGCCUUUACCUAAUGAUAGAGCUGAAAUGGAUGGGUUUGUAAAAAAAACAGCAUGCAGAUUCUUGCACAGUUAACAUUAUUCGUGAUAAUGACCCAAGCCAUACUCGUGUGUAGGCCUUUAGAAAUCAAUAGGUAUUACUUAAAUCCAUUGAUUUAACUGGGUUUAUUUUGUGUAUAACUAACAUUGAAUAUUGCCUUAUGCAUUGUGAAGCUGGUUCCCUGUUUAUAUUAAAGCGUAGAUAUAUUAAAGGGUAGGGCAGAAUACUUUAACAAACUGCUUGGCAAGUGCUGACAAAAGCCAAAGAAAUGGAACACCGUUACAAGAUUUUAUGGGAACAUAAUAUGAAUAGAAAUGCAAAUAAGAUUACGGGGUAUCUUAACUCAGCAGGAUCUUUCUUUACAGGUUCUAUAAAUGUAGAAAGCUUGUACUGUCCUUGAAGUAACAUGGGGGGAAAACCAAGAAUUGUGUUCUUUGAGAGCAGUCACUUUAACUUCUGACUGGUAUUGAAAACUCCGCAAAACUGAAACAUUUAUUUUUUGAUUGAAAUAAGAUUUCCCCCUGACUAGUUAUUUUAAAUGUUCUAAUGUAAGAUUACCUAGAACCUCUUAACACACUGAAUAAGUAUGUGACUCCUGUUACAGGAAUCAUCUUCUUGGAUAGGUGGAAGCCAAGAGCCUUUGACUGGGUUUACAUGGAGAGGAGGGUGUGAGAGAGAAACAACUGGAAUUCAGAUUUGGAGUGAAGUGUUCGUAAUUCCCAAGCCUGAUGGGACAAAGGUAUUACUUUAAAUAGCUGGCAGGUGUUUACUGUCUGAAGUACGUUGGGUGUGACUGUGGCAAACCUUGGCUCUCUCCUCAAGAGUUGAAUAAUUUUUUGUAAACCACUUUGAGGGGUUGGUUUUUUGUUUCAUUGCAAUCAGGUGGCAUAUAAACGUUAUGAAAUAAAUAAUAUUAGCUUAAUAUAUUUUAUAUUAUUACCAUGUUUUCUGCAUAUCUUAUUUCCUGCCACUUUGAAAAAAAACGCUGCCAUUUUGUAAAGUUGAAACAAGAUACGCAGACAACUUGUUACUGAAUGUCAGUUGCAUGAAGCUGAUAAGGUAAUCUUAAAGCUUACCUGUUUAUGACUUGAACAGUGUGUGCAAUAGCCCGACCCCCUACCCCCAGAAGUUAGGUCAUAUUUAGAAUCUAGUUAGGAUCCUGGUUCAGUCUAGUGCAUAUACAUGUUGUAUAAAAAAACCAAAGUGCAACAGAGAGAAAGGUGGCUGGGUUACUUGGCCAGUCCUUAGGCUGCCAAUAGAGCAGUCUCUGGCUGGUGGAAUAUAUCUUAUGACAGCCAAAUUGAGGUAAUUGAGAUGGCUUAAUAGAAGACAGCUGGGAUAGCUUAAGUUUUUAGCAUAGAGAUGUCAGAACUUCCUGUUUAGUAAUUUUGCUUCUUCUUUUUAAUGGCAACACUCCUCUAGGUUGCAGUAUUGCUAAUGGAUACCCAAGGUGCCUUUGAUAGCCAAUCAACUAUCAAAGACUGUGCAACUGUAUUUGCUUUGAGCACCAUGACGAGUUCGGUCCAGGUAAGGACCCUUGUUUAAAACUGAGAUAUGAAAGCUAGGAGCUAAAUGGCACCUUAAACCUAGGUUAUGGGCGCCACAACGGAAUGUCUAGGCAUGCUUUUUUAAUAAAAAGAAUAAAAGGUAAAAAUGAAUGAACCACAGCUAAAAUAUUAUGUUCAUUUUUCACAUGGUCUAUUAGUCCUUUCCCUGUCCACCCCCCUAAUAUUAUUAAGAGAGUCUCUUCUUCAGUCUUCGGAGUAGCUGGAAAUGGGGAGGUAGAAAAAGGUCCUCUUUUUCUUCUACUCUGCAGUUUUAAUCUGAAAUCUUAGGCGCAGUAGUAUACCCAGAGCUCAGAAACUGCUUGCGCUAAUGAAAUUCCCUGUCUCAAAAUGCACCUAGAACAAUGGGAGUUUCGAACACUGCUAAGGAUAUAUGUUUUUCAAAGUGGUGGUAGCCUCUGAAUAUCCUCAGGCUACAGCUUCAAAAUGCACAGUCUGAAGCCAUAUGACACCGCAGCUUUGCUUAAAAGCUAAACAGUCUUAGAUCUGGACAUUGAUUGUGAACCCUCAGUAAGGUUUUUAGAACAGUGUCACCAGUAUUUUGGAAAACUUCCUAUGAAGGCAGACAUCGACAAUUUUGGUAUUUCAGUGCCUAUUGAAAAUAGUUUUAGUUUUGCCAAACGAUUUUAGAGAAUUAAUUUGAUUCGGCAUUGGUUCUGUUUUUACAAUUUUAUGUUUUAAACAGAAUCAUAUAUUUGCUGGACAAAGGAAAGUGCCUUAGCACUCACUAAGAUGAGAAGGAAUGCUCACCAUUGCGAAGCUGGGGAGUGUUUUGAAGAGCUCUGGCAUCUGAUGUAUGCCCAACCACAUAAUACCUAGCAACAGGGCUCUGUCUGCUUAGUUAACCACCCAAAUCCCAUUGGUUUUGAUUCCUUAUUUCUGUGGCUGUCACAGGUUAGCAUUUAUUUAUUGCUUUGCUUUAAAAACUCCCUUUUUACUUCUGAUGUGAAGCAUUCUGACUAGGAUUUAGGACAGUGUGACCCCAUCCCUGAUUGUUAGUUUGGGUAGUAACUCUCUCAGUGCUGGUGUAUUUUUUAAUAGGAAAAUGUAUAAAAUCUGUUGCAGAAAUGUAAAAAAACUAAUAACGUGUUUUCUAGGUGUACAAUUUAUCACAGAACAUUCAAGAAGAUGAUCUUCAGCAUUUGCAGGUAAAUAUGUCCAUAAACAAUGACGGUCUCCCACUAAGGAACAUGACUGUAGAACUUAGAUUAUAAUUAGUGUUGAGUUGUUGAGUUGAGUGUUGAGUUGCGUGUUGACCUGUUCAUAGGACAGGUCAGAAUUCUUGGGGGAAAAAUAUUCACGUAAGCAGAAUCUGGCAAACUUCUUUUAGUAGCUGAUCUCAAGGAGUGCUGUUUUGGAAUGUAGCUGCUACUAGAAGUAGGAAGAGUGAUGGGAUGUUAAAAGACCUGAUGUGCACAUAGGACACAGCAGAGAAUGCUUAAGGUCAUGGCCAUUACAUUGCGAUGGGCUCACCACCCUUUACUUCUGAGAUAUUUGUCUUCAUUUUUUUUUAAGUAUACUGAUUGUAAUAAUAAAAAAAAAUACUUGGAUUCUAUGCAGUUCUAAGCAGUUAUGGAAUGUUUGUCCAAAUUGGCUCUGCUAAAUUUGGGCUCCUAUUGGAAAAUACUAUGAUGAUUCAACAGAAGGAUGCUAGGUUUGAAGAAUGAAAUUAUUUGGUUGGUAGAGCUGCUUGGUGGAAGAGUAAUGGAAGCAUCUGGAUCUUGCCACUAAAAGAUGAUCUUUCUGGUUUUGAGAUAGUUUUGAAGUCGGACAGCAUGGGUCAAAAGUAACCUUGACAUAGAUAAUAUGGGGUGGUGGGCACUGCUGGUACAUACCGCUAGAAGAUAAAAUUAAAGAAUUGGUAAAUAUUCAGAUUGGAGCACAGUUUUUAGAGCUGCCUAUGUACAAGCUUAGUCAAUUUAUUUUUCAGUUAUCAGCUUUAAAGGGAGGUGUUCCCAGACAUACUGAACAUUGUGACCUCAAAUGGCUAAUGCAGCAGUUUUUCAUUUUCUUUUUAGAAAGGAGAAAUGUUGUAUAGUAUAAUGUAUUUAUAGUAGUCAUUUUAUUGCCACAAUUGGCAAAAGUAGGUUGGAUCCUAUUAAACAGAGGAUUACUGUUGAGUCACAAGACAGUGGAAGUAGGCAAAAAGUUGUUUAGUACUGCAGGCCUUAUUAAUGGAUUGGAAUACAGUUGUACUAUGGUUCUCAAACGUCUUGCGACUUGAACAUUUUGGCUCCCAAACGCCGCAAACCCAGAAGUGAGUGUUCUGGUUUGCGAACGUUUUUUGGAAGCCAAAUGUCCGACGUAGCUUCCAUAGCUUCCGAUUAAGUGCAGGAAGCUCCUGCAGCCAAUCGGAAGCCGCGCCUUGGUUUUCGAAUGUUUUCAGAAGUCAAAUGGACUUUGGCAACAGAUUCUGUUCGAGAACCAAGGUAUGACUGUAUAUUGCUUUCCUUUGUAUUAUAAGCUUGGUCAGUGCAAGCACCUAACAAUGAUGAAUAAUGACUUGAAAUCCAGUAUUGGGCUUCUUUAAUGUCUGUCUGAGCAUGUGUUGCAGUACCGUUUGUUUCUGUACUCUCGAUGCAUGCUUAAUGGCUUCGUUUUAUAGUUGUUUACAGAGUACGGAAGGCUAGCUAUGGAAGAAAUUUAUCAAAAGCCAUUUCAGGUAAUAGCAUGAUUAUAUUGGUCAUAUUUAAUUAAUUUUUGUAUGUAUAUUUAACAACGUGGGGCAGUUUCACACACUACAGUAGAAUCCAGUAAGCAUUAAUCAUAGCAUAUACCAACUUCAGCAAAACAUUUAAGGCAGUUACAUAGUCCCUAACUUUACACAUUGAUAGUACGUGUAGAUCAGGACAGCCAUAUUUUCCCUGGGCUCCAUCACGUGUUGCAUGGUGAUUGUGUGUAAGUUGCCCAAGCCAUAAUGGGUAAAGGUUCCUCUCAAAGUUCAUAUAGUGUUGGCUCAGUCUGCUAUAAAGCUAUUGGCCUUAACAGAAUUGUUGAUGGUAGCCAAAAGCCAUUUUUUUGUGACCAAACCUUGUGCACAUUAAGCAAUGAUGGUACACAUGGCAAAGCAGUUGGUGUAUAAUAUUUAUGGAAAGGCCGAGGUUAAACUACGGCUUCCAUGGUGGCAUUUUCAGGCUACUUGUGUUUUGGGGAUUAAAAUCCUACUUGUUCAGCUUCUGAGUAUUUCUAGUUAUGCAUGUUCUUCUGUUGGCCAGGGCAACAGUUAACGGUUACUUUUGUCUUUCUCAUAUAGACACUAAUGUUCUUAAUUAGAGACUGGAGCUAUCCUUAUGAACAUCCAUAUGGCUUAGUUGGAGGAAAACAAUUUCUAGAAAAACGGUUACAGGUAAGCCAUGACCUGCAGUAAAUCGUUAGUAAGACCAUGUUCUUAAACAAACGAGAACUUGGUUCAUGAGAGCUGCACUAUGUAGAACCUAAAAGCAAUUGUUUUGGAUUAGGUCAGCUUUAAUAUUCUCUGUAAUAAAAUAAUACUAAGCUGUGGUGCCAGAAGGAUGUAUAACAUCUGUGAUAAGAUUGUGUUGUGAAAAAUGUGUAUUUCUUGUAGGUUAAGGUGCACCAGCACGAAGAGCUCCAGAAUGUAAGGAAGCACAUUCACUCAUGUUUCAGUAAUCUUGGCUGUUUCCUAUUGCCACAUCCUGGUCUUAAAGUCGCAACAAACCCAAGCUUUGAUGGGCGGCUAAACGGUAUGAGGUUUUUCAUUUGUAUUCCUGGCUUUAAUAGAUUACUGAUCUGAAUCUGUAUUCAAGUGCAAAUGUACUGAAGGUGGUAGAUGAAGUGUACAUAAUUCUAAAAUUUAGUAAGGAUGAGCUCUGAUAUAUAGAGUAAUAUGCUUAUUGGAGAAGGAGAUGUUAGUAUAAAUUCUGUUUGAAUGCUGUAGUCAAAUAUUCAGCUGAUGGGUGUUGGGGGGGCACUAGUGUAUAUAUUUGAAAUGUAUUUUAUACGCUGCUGACAACAGUGAAUGGGAUGUUUGACUGAAACUUGCACAGUAAUGAAAGUGGAGUAGGGGAAACAAAGCCAGACUGUUGCCAACAUGGUUUCCCAUUACAUCUGAACUGGGCUUUUGUUUUGAGAAACUUACUAUACUAGAACUGUAUAGGUAUGCUAGCUUGGGGGUGGGGGAAAGCUUCAACAGAAUCUGGACAUGCUUGAAAAACAGCAGCUGCCUAUCAUUGCAUAUUUUUAAUGCUGUAUUUUUAUUUAUAUUCUUUCUGAUGGGCAUAAAUAGAAACUCUUACACACACCUGAAGCAAUGUUUAUAUUUCACUGAUAAGCUUUUGCUCACUUCUUCUGUGCUUGGAAUAGAGCGCCCAGCAAAGUAGCCAUCAGCCAGGGCAUGUAUUAGGCGACUGAAUUUUUUUAUGUGAGUAUUUGUUAGAGAACUAAGAUCUAACAUUCACAGCAUUUUAGAAAUAAACUGGGACAAUAAAGAUCUUGUUUAUCUUGUGUUUCUGAUUCAAGAACACAAAUCGAUGACAGUGCUGCUGUUGCUGCUCUGGUUUUUGAAUAGCCUUGUUAUAAAGGACUGGCAAUCUUUCAAUGAAACAACCUUCAGCAUUGGCUAAGGUUUUAAGGUUUUUCUUUCUUUUUGGAUAUCCAUUUAUUGAGUUGGGGUGUUUCACAUCAUGUUAAGCCGCCACUGACUCUGGAGAGAAGGAGUGUCUUGUUAAUUGUGGCAAAAUUGCAACUCCUUUUCUGUGACUGAUUCCACUAGACAUUGAUGACGACUUUAAGAGUGAGCUACGGAAUCUGGUUCCAUUGCUGCUUGCUCCUGAAAACCUGGUAGAGAAAGAGAUCAGUGGCUCGAAGGUGACAUGUAGAGAUCUUGUGCAAUAUUUCAAGGUAGGCAAAUACUUGUGCUCAUUGAUCAGUUCUUUAAAAUAGCGAACCUAUUGUAAGCCCUUCAGCUUGUAGGCCAAAGUCCUGUUAAGUGACAGAGACCCAUUGAAUUACAGUAGUGUGCAAUUUCUGCACAUUAUGGCUAGCAUAAUCAAAGGCAUGGCUGUUUUUUGGUCAUAAAGCUUAGUUAUUUUUUCUUUUCUGUUAACUAUGCUCUUGCUAGAGAAAAGAAGCUUUCUGCAGCUAUAUGGCCCCAAUUUUCAGUUGAGACUUUCAAUGUUGUUUCCUUUCCUGGCUCUUCCAGCAUUAAACUAACUCUUUGCUAUAUGGGCAACUUCACUCACCCCAGGUUGCCUCAUAUCUCAUUAGGCUGUUUUGCUCUUUAUGAUGCAAAGUGGUUUCCAGUUUCCCCUGGAGUGAUGCACGUACACCAUCCAGGACCUUAAUCUGCAAACUCCUGUUCUUGAAGUAGUAGUCUCCUGCUCUGGCUGGUGGUUGCAGUGUUUUGUACCAAAGAGUAGGCAAUCACAUCUGAUUUGUCAUCACCCAAAGUUGGCAUAUGUGGGGCAGCAUGGAGUCUACUUGUCCUUGAACUGUGUUGCUGCACCCAUCUAUUGGUGCAGAGCGCUACCAAAAAACACACCCAACAAAAUGAUCCUAGGAAAACCACCUUUCAUUAUGGUUAUGCUUCCCUACAGCAUGGUGGUUGUUCAGUGAAUCCAAUCUUCAACAUUGCUUAAAAAGUAUAACAUUUAAUAUUGGUGGACAUGAUAGACCACCUUAAUCCAGUAAGUUAUAUUAUUUAAUGGAACUUGAAUUUUGGGCGUUGUGUUUAAAAUCUGCUUUUCCAGUCGAUUGAAACUAGACAGUAAAACCUUGCUUUGUUUUUAGGCUUAUAUUAAAAUCUAUCAAGGAGAGGAGCUGCCUCACCCUAAGUCAAUGCUUCAGGUAAAGUUUUGUACACUUCCAUCUCUAAAGGUAUCUGAUGCCAAGAGUGUUAAAUGCAAAUCAGCCCAGCUGAUGGUCAGAGGCUGUAUGCUUGUGAAUGAAACUGCUGGAAACUGCAGGAGGGGACGGUGCUGUUGUGCUCAAGUCCUGCUUGCAGGUUUCUCAUAGGCCUCUGGUUGGCGACUGGGAGAACAGAAUGCUGGACUUAGAUAAGCCAUUGGCCUGAUCCUGCAGUUUCUUUUUGUGUUCUUAUACUAUGUUAAUGGAGACAUUUCAAGGUUUGGGGAUUGAAAUCCCAGAUCAGUAAAUUUGUGCCUCAGAUGGGGGCAUGCCCUGCUCCAGCGAAGAAAUAACUGGGAGCCCACUUUAAACUCCCAAUUGUUCAUUUGAAGCCCCACCCUUGCCUGCCCCACACCCAGUGUUACGUAUGAGGGAGGCCUGGCAAGCCAAGUUUGGCCCAUGGGUCAGAGGUUUCCCACCUAGAUGCUGAAAUGGAAGCUUUAUGCAUACAAAGGUUAAAUGUCAGCGUGGCAAACCAAGGUGUACACUGAUUCUGCACAUAGCCAACUUGUGCUGUCAGAUAAACUGAGAUUAAAUGGGUCUUUCCCAUCUAGUACCUUGACGUGCCUUUCUUUGGUGUGGGUUUCUCGUAAAGCAGUGUUUUUUGGGAUUCUCUUUCUGGUAACUGCAGCAGACUAGCCCAAAAAACUGUUUUAAGAUUGCCAAGCAAUUCUGUCCAAGAGCUGACAUCAGAGGGUGGGUGUUGCAAGUAAUGAUUCAGGAGUUUAGGGUAUGAAAAUAUGGUAAGAAUACAUUCAUUUGGUAUUCAGAUCACAAAUAUGGAAACUAUGACACAAAUGAAACUCCUCCAAGCUGUUUAGUGUCACUUGCUAUGCUUUGUUUUUUUUUAAAACUUAAGGCAACAGCAGAAGCCAACAACCUUGCUGCAGUAGCUGGAGCAAAAGAUACUUACAACAAAGGAAUGGAGCAGGUAUUGAUGUGAAUGGACGAUAUGUUGCAUGCUUUUAGUUUAAUCUAAGAACUGCUCUGCACUGGGUAGAUGUUUGAGCUUAGAUCUCAUAAACCAAGAGUAGGUAGAUCAAGAUCUACCAAUAAAUCUCUGAGUGAUUUGCAGUGGAUUGUCAAGGAUGUUUGAGAAAGGCGCACCCUGUUCCUUAAUUCUGAAUACAGACACGGUGAGCUACUUCUUUGCACCUGGUUCCAGUAUAUAAAUAAAUCAAAGUCUGAGCUGUGGUGUUGCCUGCUUCUCAGACUUUUUACUUUUUAUUUGCAAAUUGAACACAGAAAAGGAAGUGGGGGAAAUAUUAAAGGGGGUGGGGAAUAAUGCCGCUCAAAUGUACCUGAAUAUACCAAGAUUAAUGUUAGUGCAGAGAAACUUUCGAAUUGUGAUGUUGAGGUUUGAGGGAGGUAACGGGGACAGCUGGUAAGGAAGACUGAUUCCGCAGCAUGGUCGCUUAAGCAUGGAUGUUAUGCCUGCAUCAGCCCUCAGAUGAAUUGCUUAGCUAGUACACUGGAAGGAUCGUGAAUGGCUCUGGAGCUGUUAUGUGGUGCUAUAUAUAUAAAGGCAAUGUAAAAUUAACACAUUAAUGCCCUUUGGUUGCCCUUGCUCCACAUGCGUCAGUCUGAUUUAGGCACAAGCAGCCGUCUUUCUGAAGGUGAUGCUGGAGAGCUACUACAUUUUUUAAAAGGAGCAGUGAAGGGAAGCUUCCUCCUUCACCUCCUUUUUUAAAAUUUAUUUAAACUUAUUCUGCCUUUUCUGCAAAGGUAUGCAUGGUUCUCUGCCUCUCACUUGUCCUCGCAACCUUGUGAGAUAGGCUGGUCUUGAGGGAUAGUGACUGGUUCAAGGUAAUCCAGUGAGCUUUGUAGCUGAGCGAGGAUUUGAACCUGGAUCUUCCCAGUCCUUGUCCAAUAGAAUAAACACUGCAUCUGAAUAAACUUACACCUGUAGCCCUCGUACCCCUGUAACGCUAGGCGAAUUCUAACAUAAUGCAAGCUAAUAGGUCGAUUCUGCUUAUUCCAACAGGUUUGUGGAGGAGAUAAGCCUUAUAUUGCUCCUGCAGACUUAGAGCGGAAGCACCUAGAUCUAAAAGAGCUUGCCAUAAAACAGUUCCGCUCUGUGAAAAAGAUGGGAGGUGAGGAUUUCUGUCGCCGUUACCAGGACCAGCUUGAUGAAGAGCUCGACGAAGUCUAUGCAAACUUUGUGAAGCACAACGAUGGCAAGAACCUCUUCUAUGCUGCCCGUACCCCUGCUACUCUCUUUGCUGUUAUGUUUGCCAUGUACAUAAUCUCAGGACUGACUGGCUUCCUUGGAAUGAACUCCAUAGCUACCCUAUGUAACCUUGUAAUGGGGGUCGCUCUUGUCUCCCUUUGUACUUGGGCAUACGUUAAAUACUCUGGGGAAUUCAGAGAAGUUGGAACACUCAUUGAUCAGAUGGCUGAGCUACUAUGGGAUCAGGUGGGUACCUUUGAUCUAAAAGUUUUCCUUCCAGAAGAAACUUGCCAACUUUGUUGUUCUUGAGCAGUAGUUGGUCUAAAUGCCCCUCCUGCAAGAACGAAGAACAAACACCAGAAAUAAAUCACUAGAGAAUGAACCUGGUGGAAAUAGCUUUUGAAAUCCACCCAGAAUAUUUUUAGUACCUCCGUGCCCAAUCAUACAACCAGAUUUUGAAAAUCCCUAGAAGGCAGGGGUAGUAAUGUAAGUUCAUCUCCCUUUGUGUGUGUCCAUAAAAGGCACAGGUUUGGUUUAUACUCUUAAAAAGUAAGUAAGAACUGUCUUUCGAAAGAGAGAUCCUAGCAGUUCUGAUUCCAUAUUUGGUUGUCAUGACACUGAAUGGAAAUUUCAUGGAAGUUGAGCUUGAGUACAUUAUAGGACCGUCUGCUGUAGUAUACGUUGGCUUGUUUACUGCACACUAAAAUUGCCUGUUCAUAAAAUGAUCAGUUCUUAAAGACUGGUAUACAGACUAAGUGCAUAAACAUGUCAGCAGGAGAUUUGGAAUUGGAAUGUGACAAGCAGAAAGCUUGAAUUAGGCACAUGGUAGGAGGUUUUUCAUUAAAAUUCCUAUUGUGUAGGGGAAGGACUAUGAGCCAUCAAUGGCUGGCCACAUCAAGGUAUGUAUGCACUUCAGCAAAGGGUUUCUGAGUUCUUUGUUCAAAAAGAUUUUCACAUGAAUUCUUCUUGAUUAAACCUGAACAAAAGAAGCAUACAUUGUGCUCUGCUGCAACAGCUUCCAAGACAUUUGAGACUGCCUUCUCAUCAACUAAUUAAUAGUUCCCUUAGCACAAUCCUUUGCAUGUUUUAUCUGAGGUGAGUCCCACUGUAUUCAGUAGGGCUUACUCUUAGUAAAGUGUGUUUCAGAGUGUAGCCUUAAUCUGAAACUAGAGAUGGGAGGAAUCUUGAAUUGUAAAUAUGUAAAGAAUGAACCACAAACACACCAUGUGUAGCCCACCAUUGGCUCUGAUUUUGUACUUUGUGGCUUUUCAUGUACACAUGUUGAGUCCCCUCAUUAUUUAACCUAGGUUAGACUUGGCCUAAGAGUCAUUUUCUUCUACUGAGUCCUGUUGCAUGACUAAAAGGAUGCCCUUAUAUUGCCACCUGCUGGCUAACUGGAAUUUUGCAGCCAGGAGCAGCCGCAGGUCCACUUCUUGUAGAAGUGUAAGAGUAGGAAGGUUGCUCCGAGCUUUUAUAGAACUAGGAUGUUGCCCCCCACAAACAACUUUUAUAAGAUUUGGGUACUGAAUAUCACUAAGGUGUAGAAAGAGCACAAGAGCCCUGAUCUAUUCCAGUAUCCUGAGCGACCAACCAGCUACCAAAGAUACAUGAUUCAAGCAGUCCUGUCGUGGUCCAGCUACAGUUCUGUUUGUAGACAAUAUAGUAGAAACCUCUGUAGCCCAUGUGCUAAAUGAACACCCCUUCUGCUGCAUCUGGAGACCUUACCUUUACUGAUGGGGCUUGGAAAUAAAAGGUUGUAUCCAAUAGUGGCUUUGUCCUAGCAGAAUGGGACACCCUGCACUUUGGGGGACCCUCCAAAACAGCUUGCAGUAUGGCUGGAUGGGCUGUGGCAGGAUUGGGAUCUCCCGGCUUCCACUACUGCAAAGCCAACCAUGGAUAUAGUACAUAGCAGCUUCUAUAGAUUUACUCAGAAUGUUUUUUAAAUUCUCACUUGCUUAUUGAUUCUUCUCAUGGAAAUGACCUUUUAUUAAAACUUGCUCCAUGCCCAGGAACUUGGGAAUCUCCCUUGUACAGAGUUGGGUCAUUGGUUCAUCUUGCUCAGUAUAGUCAACACUGACUGGCAGAAGCUCUCUCUAAUUUUCAGCCUGACCUGGAAAUGCUGGGAACUGAACCUGUAUCUUCAGCAUACACAGCAGAUCCUGUACCGCUAAUAGCCAGAUGCUUUUCAUUUGGAGAAAGCUUUUUUACUGUUCCUGAACUCUCUUUUGGUGCAAGACCUUGGUUGAUUGUGGUAUAGAACUGUCAAAGCUGCACUCCAAAUCUUUGGUGAAUUUGAAUAACCUGUUCUAAACUUUAAGGCCCAGCAGUUAGUAUUUAGAAGGCAGACCUACAAGAUCAGCCUGUACAUUUUGAAAGCAAAAGCUGUCUUGUUCAGUGUCUAACUCCUAUCCUUCACUACUGACCUUACACCUUCCUGUCUCUUGUCUCUUUCUUCCUUUGCUUCAGAGGAGUCCCAAGAAGGUGAGAAUAUCAGUGGGGACUGUCUUUAACACCCAGACUGCUUUCCCCUUCCCCCUGCUCUCUGCCAACUGCUUUUCUAACAACUCGCUUCCAUGUUUUAGGUGUGUUCCAAAUUCUUUGAAGUUGUUAGACGUCGAGUGAUUCGCCGUGCUCUUACCUCAGCACAACGGCAGCGGCUUUCAUCCAACAAUAACAAGAAGAAAAAUUAGCCAGUAUUUUUACCCUUUUCUUUUUUUCUUUUCUUUUCUUUCUGAAGCGUUCACACUUAACUCGUAUAGACAGUAAGCAGGACCAUCUGGCCCACUUUACAUAAAUGCUAUAAACAUACCAGGUUGAAGAUGCAUUAUAGGGUAUGAAAUUGCACCUGACGUUCUAGGAAUUGUAAAGUGAUUUGGAUUCAGUCAAAUACUACAUAGGAGGAAACCACUCAAUGCUCUGGAAGUUAUUAACCAUAUGCUGGUAGCCAAACUCAUCUUUUUUUUUUCUUUUUGUAUUAUACUUUGGGAUGCAUUUCAUACAUGAUUUUAAUUUUUGUUCUGUCUAAUUUCUUUUUUUAUGUUUCAGCGGGUUUGGGGUUUUGAGUUACGUUUAUUUAUUUAUUUUUGUACAUUUCUCAUGCUGCAGGUGAUAAAACCUCUUGGUGAUAAUUUGAUUGAGGAUACUAUGAGACAAUCGGUUACAAACUCUCUCAAAGCAGGCCUGACUGAACAGAUGUCUCAGCAUGCCAGAUUAAAGACAGAUUGACCAUUCAUCUCCUUUCAUCUGCCUGCCCAUCCUAGACUUGCUUGCUGUACAAUGAGAACUCAAUAAACCAAAGUUUACAUUGACUCUAGAGAAGUAGAUUAUUCUGACUGGCUUCUCAGUUUGCUGCCGUCACAUUGUGGGAGGGUGCGGGUGCAGGGUAAGAAGUUUUGAUGGCUUUUAAGGCUUUCUCUUUUUUGCUUCUGAGACACAGCCCAAUGCCACAGAGAACAGGAAAGUGAGGUAUCUGCUUCGACACUAGUAUACCCAGGGGGAGGUGGUGUGGGCUCUGUCUUGCAGAAACAUAUCCACUGUAAAAGGGUUUUUCAGGGAAGUAAUUUAUCGAGCCUAUACAAGGAAAUCUUUUAACAGAAUGUAUGUAGCCACAAAAUAUCCCAUCCAAUAUUUUAACUUUGUGAACACUUGUAAACCGUUAACAUGAUGAAUCCAGCUGACAGAUCAGCGGUUGCAGUCAGCUGCGGAGUCAUGUUUGAGCCACUACAUUUAGCUACUCCUUGCUUUUCUGCCUUUUCUACCAGUAUUACCCAAAUGCAUGUAUAUUAUCUCCACAGAAAUUACAUUUAGAGGUAACAAUUGUAACCAAGGAAGCUAUCUUCAAGUGUACAUUGUCUUGCCUUUUAAACUUUGGAGACCUUGUCCUACAGGAUAUGCGUAUUGAGAAACGAGAGCAGAUUUUUCUCUGCAGUUUUAGCCUUCAUGUAUAUAUAAUGCCAUUAAUACGACUCGCGGGGGAGAAAAUCCAUCCAAAAACAAAAACUGUUGCCUACAGCUACAAAGCAAUGAGUUAGGAUUGUCUGUACAGUGUGUCUAGUUAUUUUUUAAGAAACCACAGGGCAUGUAAAAAAUAUAAAUAUAUAAAUACAAUUUUGUAUCAAAGUUUUGUAGUUUAUGGCAAAACCUGGUUCUGUGAUAGGCAAAGUACAGUCCCUGUAAAGGAAUGUUUGUGGCUCAUGUAAAUGUGUGAAUGCAUCAACACAAUUUGGAGUUUUUUGAUAUAUUUGUGAUAUUUACUGCCUUGAGCACUGCAAUCUCACCCCCAUGGGAAAUCAGUGGGAAUGUUUGUUGUGAAACUUUGUCCUCAGUUGCAUUUUAAAGUUAUUUCCUGUAAUUUAUUUUCCGGUACAUUAUUAAAAUCAAUUGUGUAUAUAUGAAAUUAAACUCAUGAUUUUUAUUUAGAAAUGUUGAUGUAACUUUACUGUAUCAACUAUAUAGCAUCUCUUGAUGUGCUGGCCAGCAAUGGUUAUUUGUAAGCAUAAGAGACUAACUUUUACAAAAUGGUGUUCAGUUCUCUGUGCAACUUAAGUGCCAGUCAAAGUUCAUUACACGGCAGAGAACCCAACAGCUUUUGACCCAGCAGGUGCUGCUACUAAAGAAGAAGAGGGGAGGAGGCUAUUUUUCACAACUCAGCCUUCAGCCACCCCAUACUGCUUUCCACCUAGUUCUGCAAGGCGUCUUCAACUCUCUGGAACAAAUUUUAAAGAGGUAUUGCAAUGGGGAGGAAGAAUCAGCAAAAGUCAACUAUCAACAGAGGUAUGUGCUGGAUCAAAAGCUGUCCAACUGGAUUCAACCCCCAGAUGUUUAAACACAGUAAGCAUUCUGUACAGGAACACUGAGGGAGAUAGGGCUGCUAACUUUCAUGUAAUUCACCUUGGAGAGGAGCUCAACCAUUAUUGUGGUCCACACUUCAAAUGAAGACCACUUUAAUAAUGAUGCUCAGGUUGGUCACUAAAGGCUAGAAACAGCAUUCAACCAUUUAAAAAGCACUACAGAAUGAAAGUCCACAUGCAAAUGCUGCCUAACCAUAGUUGAUACAUUACAGUCACUUUAAGGUAACUCGGAGUGUACAUAACUAUGUGGCAAUACUGUACUGUCAUCUGUACUGCUCUAGCAAAGCAGUGAAUCUUAACAUACCUCUGCAUCUGACGUAAAAUUUGGCAUGGUAAAAUCUUUUAUCAGUACUUGCAAUACACACAAAUUGGAAGUUACCACUUCCCUGCUAU